This is a messenger RNA of Aureobasidium vineae, 333 nucleotides long. The record is from the annotation of a GenBank genome assembly. NCBI's taxonomy places the organism in Eukaryota, Fungi, Ascomycota, Dothideomycetes, Dothideales, Saccotheciaceae.
AUGGCGUUGACGGAAGCGGUACAGGGUCUCGGUACCUCGCAGGCGUUGCUAACUGUGCUUUCCCUUGCGCUGGGAAUCAUCGCUGUGUACCUCUACGUUGCUGGCCGGUAUCUACCUGAAGGAGCACCUCCAUUGGUNAAAGGCGAGUGGCCUCUGAUCGGCCCCACGGACUUCUGGACAAGACGAUGGGACUUCUUCAAGGAGGCGACAAAGGCAUCGGUCAAUGGCAAUUUUACGUUCCACGUUGGCAAGCAUGUGGUCGUGGGAGUGUCUGGAGAUGACGGUAGACGAGCUUUCAUGGAGAGCAGGCAGCUGGAUGCGUCUUCAGGGUGA